Wasmannia auropunctata (little fire ant) is the source of this 5502-nucleotide messenger RNA. RefSeq names its product RNA polymerase II-associated protein 1. The record is from RefSeq and is a predicted model, not a curated record. Gene Ontology annotation, cellular component: nucleus. Lineage: Eukaryota; Metazoa; Arthropoda; Insecta; Hymenoptera; Formicidae. Gene Ontology annotation, biological process: transcription by RNA polymerase II. The transcript is spliced from 8 exons. The coding region runs from base 305 to 4027 and encodes 1240 amino acids.
UCGUGCUGCAUUUCUUGUCACAUUUCUUGUGGCGCUAGAAGCGACGUUCGAGACGAUCAGAUGAUCCCGGAUGCCGCAUGCCGCCGGAGCCGCGCGAACGUGUCGCGUCGUGCAAGGCAAGUUGACGGGAUUAACACUAUUAACAGUAACGUUCGCAAAUUGUCACGUCGCAGCAAUGUCACGAUAUCACAACGUUUCUUGCGUACUGCGAUCAUCGAGUUUCGAUUUUCAGAUUAUCCUCUGCUGCAACAUAUGAUUAUAAACUUGUCGAGAGUAACAGAGAGGUUGUAACAUAACCUGAGAGAUGGCUGAUGAAGCUGCGUGCAAGAGGCCCAGGGCGGACGACGACGAGGAGGAGCUUCUGCGCCAGCAGGAAGAGUUCCUGAGGACGAGGCAACAGCCGUCCGUGAAGGUGGUGAACUUGAGGGAGCCCGCUUCGGGCAAUGCCCAAGGCGCGAGCAAGGUGAGGUCGCGAUUCUCCAGUUUGCGGCAGUCCGGGGCGAAGCGGGACGUGGUGUCCACCUCGCGAGGCAGCGGCGAGGUGAUAAACCCGGUUGUCAGGGACAAGAUUCGGGAAACGGCGAAGGGGAGGCUGGAGGACGUGGUGCAGAAUACGCCUGUGGCGACGUCGAACGUAAUACUUGGCAAUGUCAUGGAGAGGAAAUUCGACAUCGAGAAGUACGAGUUCAACGACAGUCGCGUCCCCACGGCGGUCGAGCUGGGAUUCCCCGAGGUUUUUGGUUCCGACGACACGUCGCUUAUGAAAAAAAUCGAUGGUAAGCAGAGCUUAUUCGGGCAGAAAGUUUCAAAGCUGAAGUCCGUGAGAGAUGAUUCGGCGACGGUUCGGAGGGACGAAUCUUUCCACCGCGGCAAGGAAGGGGCGGUUGCAAGGGAGGAUCAAUUGGCCGUCGAAAUUCACAGGGAAAAUGUGGAAAAGCUGGCGCAAAUGAGCGAAGCUGAGAUAUUGGAGGAAAAGAGGAAGCUCGAGGAGACUCUCGAUCCCAAGCUAAUACAAUUUUUAAGAAACAAGAAAAAUAAAUCCGCGAAAAGACCGAUCGAGCGGGACAGUAGGCAGCUUGGCGCUUCAGUUGCGAGCGAAAUCGCAAUCGACGUGGAGGUAUCCAGUGAUAAAAAACUCAAGCUUUCGUCAAAUGAUAACGAAGGAAUGGACUGCGAGAAUGAUAUAACGAGCACUUCAACUGCAAAAGAGACGACAAUGGAUGCAGAAGUAUCCAAUGGCAAAAAGACACAAUUGUCUUCGGAUGAUGCGGAUACAAAAAUGGAUUACGAGGCUGACCCUUCGGACAUACCGGAACUGUUCAAAAAGAUAUUUGAAGAAGGCAAACAGAAAGGAUGGCUGCAUAUGAACACUCCCGAACCAGAAAAGUUGAAGUGGAUGGAGGACCUGCCGGAAAAGAAGAAGGACGAGCCCGCGCCGACCGAAGAGUACAAUGCGAGAUUUGAUUUCAACGGUCUUUUAUUGCCAUACAAGGAUGAGAGCUUGACCGUGGACAGAGGCCUCCAUCAUCACGGAGACGAACCCGAACGUCCCGGAUACUCCCUUCAGGAGUUGCUGCAGCUGAGCAGGUCUUCCACUCAACAGCAACGGUGCACCGCCCUUACCACUCUGGCCAAUAUCAUGGAGAAGACGCGCAAGGGUUGGUACGACCAGGCCCUGCAUCCGGCGCCGUUGACCGCGCUCAGUCAGAAGAAUAUCCUGCUGCUGCUGAGGUUCUCGCUGGACGACACGUCGGUGGCCGUAGUCACGGCGGCUCUGCAAGCGCUCAGAGCCUUCCUGAUCAGCGAGGCGGACGAGGUCUGCUUGGACAGGCUGCACGGAUUCGCCGAAUUCGCGGAGCCCACCCUGACACCUCGACUCGAGGACAAGGACACGAGUGGUCUGAAGGAUCACGAGUUGGCGCAGCUGGAUGCCGCGGCUACGUUAUUGAGAUCGGAUUUUUUAUUAAGAAUUAGGUACAUCUUAAAUGAGAUGCAUCCACCACCCGUUGGAGUAAAGUGUGCCUUGGAGAUACUCAUCCGCCUCGCGAGACACUCGCACAUAACGGCACUGAUUAUCUCGUCCACGCCGUAUUUGUUAGACACCAUCGUCCAAAAUUUUAUACCGUUGUCCGUAGACCGACUAGCGAUGCAGGAAACGAUAAAUAAUGUUUACGGGAUCCCCGUAGUUAAGGCGAUUAAGUUGUGUCGCGUUCUCGUCACGUAUGGCAAGAGGCCGGUCGCGCAGAAAUUGGAUAAUUUCAAAAUUAUCCAAGCCAUUCUGACGUACGUUAGCAGCGAAACGGGGAGGAAAGAUGACAUAAAUCUCAGCAUCGAAAGCCUCCGACUCUGGCGAGUUUUAUUGCAUUACGAGGUAGGCCUGGACAGUGUUACGGGCGCCCGGUUAACUCUCGUAUCGCAAUUGCAGCUGUUAUUAAGCAAUCACGAUAUUCAAAACACGUCCGAGUUGGCGUGCGAGCACGCCGCGGCGUUGAUUGCUGUGGCGGGUCACGAAAAAACGUUAAAACCGAACAUCUCUACGUUGCUAGCGAAGUGGAGUACGCAAUUUUCGUCGGUAUCUAAUGCAACGUGGGGUGACAUGAAAUUGAUUGCGGAGAGUUUAUCCGCCGCUGACGAGAUAUCCUCAUUUAAAACAACGUGGCUGUCCAAUCCGCACGUUUUCUCAACUCUUCGUUCCAGUUCGAAUUUAUUGAGCGACUGCAACGCGGCUACGGAGCGGGAGCCAUCCUGUCUUCCAAACUUGGGUGUUCUCACGAAGAACGGAGAGUUGCAGCCGAUCGUGUCGGUACAUUCAUGCAUACCGUUCUUGGCGGCGGUAUUGAACGCGCUUCGCAGUAACUCUCGCGCGGCAGAAAUUCGUGCGAUACUCGAACACCCGUGCUUCCUCAAGUACAUACAAGACUUGGAAACGGCCGAAUGGAGCUUGGAAAGGUCGUGGUACAGCAGAACAGAGUUAUAUCUCUUGACAGCGGUGGUAGAAGCGGUAUCUCUCCUCGGGGACGCAAUCAACAAUCGGACAGCGCAAACUGUGUGGAGGAUCGCCAUCAAACUCAUCUCUGCGUUGCCCGCGGACGCCACGGAUCUCGUGAGGAGGCUCCUGCAAAUCGCGUUGUCGAACGGAAACGUGAACUUGGGGAUAGUCACCAACGAACUGGCCAAAUUGAAUCUGACGUCCACGGUGGAUCAGGUCGAGACGGGCUUGCGUUCGGACGCGGCGUUGCUGUACGCGAGAUACACCGCGCCGAACGGCGAUUGGAGCCAAGCGGCGAUGCCGAAGGACUGGCUCUUCCUGCCGCUGGUUCACAUAUACACGAAGUGCAAGAACGACAUCAGGUUGCAGCCGGCUGAUAAGGACAGCGUCCUGACAGUGCUGAGCCUGGCACUGAUCCUGCCCGAUCUCAUGGAGAAGCUGUCGCCCACGUUGAGAUUCAGCAGACUGGUACUGGUGUACCUCUGCGACACCGUCUACCUGGACGGCGACGUGUCUACGUUGCUGCCGAACGUCCUGUCGAAUCUCUUGAAGAGAUACCAUACGCGGUUGAACUUCCGGAUGGAGCUACCCGGGCUGAGCUCCUUCACCGAUCUGUUCACGGCGCUGUGCGAGCACUUCUGCUCGAGCUCGUACGGCGACGACGGUUUCGCCAUGACGGUGCUGGUGCCAGUGGCGCAGCGGCACGAUUCGCACUACCGGAAGCUGCUGUGGUCGGAACACGCGGCCGCGCUACGCUACCUGAAACUGCCGCCGGAGAAGCUGGCGUUGCCGCUGAAGGAGUACCUCUAUCCGGAGGAGGAGGACACAUCGCUCAUCGAGAGCUACAUCACGGCGCUGGUCCGCGGCGUGGUCAGGGUGACGUGGUGCCCGGUCCCAUUCGCCAUCGCCACGCACCACUCGGCGAUGUAUCUGAGGCGCUCGAACAGGCUGGCGGUGCGAAUGCGCGGGCAGGUGGAGAAGCUGCGGAACCGAGAGAUCGCGGACGCAUUGUUGCACUACGUACCACCGCGAUUAUGAAUAAAAUAAUGUAAGUAACAAUAACAGAACAAACGCAACAUGUGAUUUUGUAUUUAUUGUAUGUAAAUAAUAUAUAUAUAUAUAUAUCUUUUUAAAUUUUAUACUAGAGUGAUCCUUAAUUAUAUCUCAAUGAAUUUAAGAGUAAGAGGUCGCAGAAAAUUCUCCGAGAGCAUUGCGGAAGCUUGAUUCAUUGUAAGUUCUUUUUCGCCGCCUACUCUAGGAUGAGCAAAAGACUGUGAUCGCAGUGCCAGUACAACAAACAUACGCGCGCGCGCGCGUAUGAAUUAUUUAAACACGCGCCCUCGUGUACGCCCACACAAUUGGUGUAACUUUGAAAAUAACGUUUAAUCCGUGUUCGCGUACGUAUGACGUUUUUUUUUCCUGUUCUAGAUAUCGCUCUCUGAAGUAUAAAUAUAAUCGAGAAUCACCCUGUAUAUGUACAUGCGGUACAUUUAUAACGAUAAUUUCGUUAAAUCCAUUAAACGUAGUAUAGAGAAAGUAGAAACGACCUGCACAAUUACAGUAAGCGUAGAGGCGUUAAUUGGUCACUUCGCUGAUUGCCAAAGUUUUCGGGUAUUGAGGUGCUUCGAGCUCCUGUCGUAGCGGCUCCGAGGACGUUUCUAAAAUUAAUUCACGCGCAAUAACGCGUAUAUCGGGCGAGCAUUUUUUUACAAAAAUCCUCCAUCCUCCGAGAAGUGCAAAGAUAAGAAAGAAAAGGAGGCGCGAAUUAUCGGAAAUGAAAAACAUCUAAGCGAACGCAUGGCGUUAACAAAACGCGCGAAAGUGCAUCGUGCACUUCGAUCGCAAAGUUUCACGAAAGCUGACGCCGCGCCGUUCACACAAGUGAAACUUCUGUCGAUGCUUUCGAUUAGAAAAAAAAAACGCCGUUUUUUUCUCACCGUGUCAUAUUGCCUCGCGAUUGAUUCGCCUGACAAUUAUAAGUAUUAAUCGGUAAUCAAUGACGCGCGUAUGUUCGAUUUUGAAUGAAUUCGUUCUCUUGCACUUUUAUUCUCCGUCUCGCUAAGCUUGUUCGCGUUGCCAGAAAUUCCCAAAAAUUUUUUCACUUAAAACGAGAUAAAUAUACAUUCGUUGAAGAAAGAGAAAGCGCAGAUUCUGCAUGCGAAAGUGCAAGUAACGCAAAUAGAUUUACUGUUUUUAUUGAUCUGAUCUUUUGAUUUUAAUCACUUUCGCCUUUGUUCUCUGUAUCGCUUUCGGACGAGUCUUUCUUUUUUUAUUCAAUCGAGAUUGAAGCUUUUUGAACAGGUUUCUCUAUUUUUUCAAAUAUCUUUGGAAAGAAAAUUGUAUUUAUUUAUUCGAAAUUUAUUAAGAUUCGAUUAUUUGAAUAUAUCAUUAUUUAACGAUAAGUCUUUAAAUAGAUCGUAUAAUAAUUCCACAAUCUAAGUCUAUAUAAUCUAUAUAAAAUAAUAUCUUUUUCUUUAUCAUCAGUUUAUCGUCGCUCUCUCUCUCUCUCUCUC